CUGCGAACCAGCUCAGUAUACCUUCACCUUCACCACCAACACCACCACCCACACUAUGACAGAUCUGCUGGUACGUAUAACUGGAGCCGAGGAAUUGGAGGUAUGUGAAGAAGUAGGACGUGGAGCCUUUGGAGUGGUGUAUAGAGGACUUGUUAAGGCCACGGGCCAAGAAGUUGCAAUUAAACAAAUUGAUCUUGAAAAUGAGCAAACAGAUAUCUUUGAAAUUAAUAAGGAGAUUCAAAUUAUAUCUGAAUGUCAAUUACCGCAGAUAACUCGGUAUUUGGGAUGUUUUGUAAAGAGUUAUCAAUUAUGGGUGAUAAUGGAGUUUGUUGAUGGAGGGUCAUUGUUUGAAAUGUUAAGACCGGGCCCCAUCAAAGAUGAAGGAGUAAUUCUGAUAAUAUUAAAGGAAAUCUUAAUAGCUUUGGAUUAUCUACAUCAUCAGGGAAAGAUUCAUCGAGAUUUGAAAUCUCAGAAUAUCCUUUUAAGUAAACAAGGAGAAGUCAAAUUAACUGAUUUUGGAGUAUCAGCUCAAUUAUCUUCAAGUUUCUCAAGAAGAAAUACUACGGUAGGAACUCCAUAUUGGAUGGCACCAGAAGUAAUAAAUAAUUCUGAUGGUCAUAGUUUUAAAGCAGAUAUUUGGUCUCUUGGAUGUUGUGCUUAUGAGAUAUUAACUGGUAAACCUCCUUUACAAAAUAGGUUUCCCCCUAUGAAAGCAUUACAUCGUAUAUCUUCAUGUCGAAGAGAUAUAGAUUUUAUUAAUCUCAUAGGAUUAGAGGAAUUAGGGAUUUCUACUACUUUUGAAGACUUUCUUAUUAAAUGUUUUGUAGUUAAUCCGAGAGAGAGAUCAUCAGCAUCUAAGUUAUUAAACCAUAAAUUCAUUACUCAAUAUAGUAAAAUACCUGACAAAGCUAAGCAUAUGAAGAAAUUGAUUACCAAUAAGAAUUUAAAUGAUCUAGAUAAUCAUAUUCUUAAGAAUCAGAACUUUUAUGUACCGACCGAAAUUGCUAAGAAUCAAAGAAAAUGGAAUGGAGAUAGUGAUGGAGAACAAAAGGAAAAUAGAAUUGAGUUUGAUAUUAGUCUGAUUGAAUAUGAUACACCUCCACCGAUUCCCAGUAGUCCUAGUUCAUCAAAAAAAUCAACCAGUGAAUAUGAACAUGGUGGAGGAUCAAAGACUUUGUCAGUAGAUUCAAGUGAAUCUAUAGAUCUGAAACAAGAAGUCCUAAUUAAAAUAUUAAAGCCUGAAUUCAAUAGAAUUCUCAAUAAAUCCUUUCAUAAACUUGAAUCUAAAAACAAUCUCACCACUAAACAAUAUGAUCAAUUGGUUAAAUUAAAUGAAGAAAUUGAUAACCUUAUGAUCUUCAGCAGUAGUAAUGAAAGUCAGAAAAUCUUAGUAUUUCAAUAUUUGAAAUAUAUUUUAAAGGAACUUUGUAAAGAAAGUGAUACAGAUAGUGCCAAACUGAUUCUUCGGAAAUUAGUAUUACCAUCAUCACUCUCUAAACCAUCAAUUUCAGUAGAUAGUAGUCCUAUCAAUCCUCCUGAUCAGGAAUCCGUACGAGUUGGGAAAUUCGAUGAAAUAGAAAGAAGCCUCUUUGAUGCCUGGAUAAAUAAGACCAAAGAGAGAUGGACUCAUUCGUAGUUAAUGAGGAAUAGCAGUAUAUAAUUUAAUGAAUGUAAUUAAUGAGUAUGGUAC
Molecule: messenger RNA, 1690 nt
Organism: Scheffersomyces amazonensis
Lineage: Eukaryota; Fungi; Ascomycota; Pichiomycetes; Serinales; Debaryomycetaceae
Exons: 1
Coding region: 56-1636 (526 amino acids)
Biological process (GO): protein phosphorylation
Cellular component (GO): cytoplasm
Molecular function (GO): protein serine/threonine kinase activity; ATP binding
Source: RefSeq, a predicted model, not a curated record